This is a messenger RNA of Xylona heveae TC161, 517 nucleotides long. RefSeq lists its product as hypothetical. The record is from RefSeq and is a predicted model, not a curated record. Lineage: Eukaryota; Fungi; Ascomycota; Xylonomycetes; Xylonales; Xylonaceae. Bases 125 to 460 code for a protein of 111 amino acids. The transcript has a single exon.
GUACACCACUGAAUAGUGUGCACCUCGAACUCAAGAAAGCGAAAGUCCAAAAAGGACGAGAUCCGAAAAAGAAUGAUGAAUCUCGCUGAUUCGCUAGUAGUCAGGCAAUUGUUCAUUCUGUACGAUGCUUUUGACUCUUUUGGGAUUUGAUCUCGCAAUAUCAAGGGCAGCUCCUGCCUCCGACAAUUUACGGCUUGGCGGGGUCGGUCUGCUUUUGAUGACAAUGCUCGUGGAGUCGUGGCCUCGCAGUUCUACCCCGCAAGAAGCACGGCUGCAUGGUUAUCGAACAGCUGUAUUAGGAAAGGGAGGGAGCCUUGGAAGAGACUUGAUCAAGCGAAUGAUUUAUCUUGAGAAUGAAUUGGAAGAGAUUGAUGAAGUGGUGCAAUCGAGUUGGACUGGAAAUGGACUCAACUGCUCAUGUAAAGAGCAAAGUAUCGAGAGGAGAGCUUUGAACCUUUGAUGCCAUGGAAAAUUGAGCGUGGAGAACAUUGACGCGGCGUUGCAGAAACCAGAGUCA